Molecule: messenger RNA, 2577 nt
Organism: Sclerotinia sclerotiorum 1980 UF-70
Lineage: Eukaryota; Fungi; Ascomycota; Leotiomycetes; Helotiales; Sclerotiniaceae
Exons: 6
Coding region: 1-2577 (858 amino acids)
Biological process (GO): cellular response to phosphate starvation; phosphate ion transport
Cellular component (GO): Golgi apparatus; plasma membrane; cytoplasm
Molecular function (GO): inositol hexakisphosphate binding
Source: RefSeq, a predicted model, not a curated record
AUGAAGUUCGCAAAAGAACUUGAGCAGAGUCUUGUGCCAGAAUGGCGCGCAAAAUAUCUCGAUUACAAACAAGGCAAGAAAAAGGUGAAGGCAGUUGCUCGUGCUGCCCAUCGUGUCAAUUCAACCCCUCGAACAGAUGCAAGAUCGAACCUGAAUCCUCAAAAUGGUAGCUUAUACGGCGCUACAUCUCCUGUCGUCCCGAGAAAUCCUCAAUCGUCUCGAACAUUCAAUGAGUCAACCAACCUUCGGGAAUCGUCUCCAGCAUGGCAGAAUGGCGCGCCACGGGAAACUGCGGAGAAUGCGCCGCCACCAAAUCUUACUUCGUCAAUACCUAUCGCAAAAAAGCUUGUAUCGACAGAUCAUGCAAAUAAUGGGACAUACGGUAGCUUUGUGCCAACCCCUCCUACAAUAGACAUGCACGUGGACAUGGUUGCAUUUGAUCAUAUACGAAUACGUCAGCAAGAAUUCUUUUCAUGGAUGGAGAAAGAGCUCGAAAAGGUUGAACUAUUUUAUAGAUCCAAGGAGGAUGAGGCAGGAGUUCGAUUACAGGCUUUAAGGGAGCAACUGCAUGAAAUGCGUAAUCGCAGAAUACAGGAAGUGGCGGACGCGGAACAGGCAAGAGCAAUACGCAAGGAUGAUGAACGUUCGAUAAGCCGGAGGAUAUCUCGUGUGCAUCCUAGAGAUGAAGAUUCAAACGAACAUUCCUCUAAAGACCAUCGAAAUGCUUGGUUAGUGCCGCUUGGUAGAUUGGUAGACAACGCAAAGGCGACAGCUCUGGGGCCACAUCCAGGAUCCAACUCGAGGGCUUUAGCAAGCAUGAAAAACUCACCUGAGUUGCGAUUUAAGUCUCACCCGGAUGACUUAAUUAACACGAACGGUAACCGUGACUAUGUAAGACGGCCUCAUGAGAACGAUGUUUCCUAUCGAACUGCAAAAAGGAAAUUGAAGCUAGCGCUCCAAGAAUAUUAUCGAGGUAUGGAACUGCUCAAGUCCUACGCGCUUUUGAAUCGCACAGCAUUCCGCAAGAUCAACAAAAAGUAUGACAAGGCUGUCAAUGCGCAUCCACCACUUCGAUUCAUGACGGAAAAUGUUAACAAGGCAUGGUUCGUCAAUAGUGACGUACUUGACGGACACAUACAUGCCAUUGAAGAUCUCUAUGCAAGAUAUUUUGAAAAGGGCAAUCACAAGAUCGCUGUUGGGAAACUGCGGAAAACUGCUGGAAAGACAACGGAUCAAUCUGGCAGUGCAUUCAGGAACGGAGUUUUUAUUGGAAUCGGUGCUGUCUUUUCAAUUCAGGGAAUCAUCUCCGGCACUGAAUAUCUUAAUCAUCCUGAUCCUAUGAUCAGAUUUCAAACCGGCUAUCUGCUGCAAAUAUACGGUGGUUACUUUCUUGCUUUGUAUUUAUUUUCUUUGUUUUGUUUCGAUUGCAGUGUUUGGACUCGAAACAAAAUCAACUACAAAUUCGUCUUCGAAUUGGAUCCCCGGCACGAUUUGGAUUGGCGCCAACUCAGCGAAUUCCCAGCAUUUUUCAUUCUUCUACUUGGAUUGUUUUUAUGGGUCAACUUCUCGGGAUAUGGGACACUAGAAAUGUUCAUAUACUACCCUGUCGUUUUGAUCUUCGUUACAGUCCUUAUAAUAUUUAUGCCCGCUCCUGUGCUUUUUUAUAAAAGUCGGAAAUGGUUUGUAUAUUCUCAUUGGCGUUUACUUCUGGCUGGAUUAUACCCCGUGGAGUUUCUUAAUGGUGGUAAAUACGCUAUGACUAUCGUCUACUACGUCACGUUGAGCAUCUACAGAAUAGAGAGAAAUAGAACCAAUUUAAUUGUAUUCAGCUUCUUUGCUGCACUGAAUGCAGUAUACGUCAGCAUAUGGGAUCUCUUAAUGGAUUGGUCUCUACUUCAACCUGGAGCGAACAAACCAUUCCUUCGCGAUGUUAGAGGCUUCAAAUCCACUUGGUGGUAUUAUGCAGCUAUGAUCAUUGAUCCUAUCCUCCGUUUUAAUUGGAUAUUUUAUUCAAUAUAUACGCACGACCUUCAGCACAGCAGUUCUGUAUCCUUUUUUGUCGGGUUGUCUGAAGUCAGUCGUAGAGGCAUGUGGACAUUGUUCCGUGUAGAAAACGAACAUUGCUCCAAUGUCGUUCGCUUCAAGGCAUUCCGCGAUGUAGCAUUGCCAUAUGAUUUGGAAUCCGGAGAAUCCGAAGAAUCCGAAACCACCACUCCUGCCGAGCCGAACGAAAGAUCUUCGGUACUCGAAAGAGAACGCACCCAUACCAGCGGUCUUUCACAACAGCAGACCAAUACCGGAUCCGUGCGCCGUCGUCCUCAAAGAACUUUUACGAAAGUCCUGGCGGAUGCUCAUACUCAAGAUUUUCAAAAGAAGAGGAGGCCUUCCACAAAUACAGGGAAGGAUUUAAACGCAGGUGGUGAGGCAGAUGCUGAUCUCGGUCAAGUCACGAGUAGUGAGGAUGAUGACGACGACGAUGAUGAUGAGCAAGAUGCACAAGAUCGUUUGGCUGUAGAUCAGUUGGUUAGAACAGGGCAAGCCAAGGGCGAAAGGAAGAAGACUAGAGGUGGCGUUUGA